This is a messenger RNA of Acomys russatus (golden spiny mouse), 738 nucleotides long. RefSeq names its product mitochondrial ribosomal protein S33 (gene Mrps33). The coding region runs from base 173 to 493 and encodes 106 amino acids. The transcript has 3 exons. The record is from RefSeq and is a predicted model, not a curated record. NCBI's taxonomy places the organism in Eukaryota, Metazoa, Chordata, Mammalia, Rodentia, Muridae. Gene Ontology annotation, cellular component: mitochondrion.
UCCCGCCCCCAGGGAACAAUAGUAAUUCCGGGUUGUCCUCCAGCUCCGCUCUAGCCGCCAAGCUUCCGCCUCUCCCCUGCUCUCCGGAGCUGGGAGCGGACAGGGGGCGGGUCUUCCGGACGCGCGCGAGGGAGGUCAGGAGCAGGGAAUCUUGCCCCUUACGGCUUAAGAAAUGUCUUCGCUUUCGGAAUACGCACUGCGCAUGUCUCGUCUGAGUGCCCGGAUCUUUGGCGAAGUGGCCAGGCCUACUGACUCAAAGUCCAUGAAAGUGGUGAACCUGUUCAGUGAGCAGCCCUUGGCCAAAAGGAGAGAGACUUACGACUGGUAUCCAAACCACAACACGUACUUUGCGCUCAUGGGCACACUCCGAUUCCUUGGCCUUUACAGAGAUGAGCACCAGGAUUUUAUGGAUGAGCAAAGACGUCUAAAGAAGCUCCGUGGAAAGGGGAAACCAAGGAAAGGAGAAGGGAAAAGAGCUACAAAAAAGAAAUAGUGUCACCUCGUCAAGAAAGCAAAUCCCUUCCUCAAUGACUAAGAAAGUGUAUCUCAUUAUCUUUUCACAUGUUAGAGGCACAUGACCUCACUCGGCAGACAUCAGCCUGUGUUCACGUCCACCUCAGUUAAGCUGUGACUGGUUUCUUGAAGAUACUCUAGUCCUUCAAAAUUAUAUUGACCUUGGUUUUGUAAUCGGAAGCUUACCUAAUUCUAAGAUGGAACGAAUAAACUGUUGUUUAGUGA